AUUAGAAGAGUCCCUAAUUAAUUCCAACUUGUGAGUUAAGGGCUUUCUUCGAUUAGCGCCGUUGUGCAGAAUGUUUGGUCGUCGUUUCAAGAAGGUUGAUGCAUCGAAUGCUGUCAAUAUCGUGGAGCUUCUUGUUCAUAUGGAUUGUGAAGGAUGCGAGAAAAGGAUUCGGAGAGCUAUCUCUCGAUUGCAUGGUGUGGAUAGCUUGGAUAUCGACAUGGAGAAGCAAAAAGUGACGGUGACCGGAUACAUAGAGAAAACGCGAGUUUUGAAAGUGGUGAGAAGAACGGGAAGAAAGGCCGAAUUUUGGCCAUUCCCAUAUGAUGCCGAGUAUUAUCCUUAUGCUUCUCAAUAUUUGGAGGAGUCCAACUUUACGUCAUCGUAUAAUUACUACACACAUGGCUACAAUGAAAGCGUGCACGGCUACUUCCCUCAACUUCCUUAUGCGACCAUAGAUGAUCGGAUAACCUAUCAUUUUAGCGAUGAUAAUGUUCAUUCUUGCACGAUCAUGUGAUCAUAUUAUAUUAUCGCUACAAGGGAUAAUUAUUUUGGUCUUUAUUUAUUUAUUUUUUUCUUAACUAUCGAUAGUAAUUUAGCAACAUUAAUAUCAUCAAUUAAGCCAUUACCAAUUUAUCAUGAGAUGAAA
Molecule: messenger RNA, 646 nt
Organism: Andrographis paniculata
Lineage: Eukaryota; Viridiplantae; Streptophyta; Magnoliopsida; Lamiales; Acanthaceae
Product: heavy metal-associated isoprenylated plant protein 45
Exons: 3
Coding region: 71-514 (147 amino acids)
Molecular function (GO): metal ion binding
Source: RefSeq, a predicted model, not a curated record